Messenger RNA from Nestor notabilis (Kea), 1785 nucleotides. RefSeq names its product FERM domain containing 7 (gene FRMD7). The transcript has 14 exons. The record is from RefSeq and is a predicted model, not a curated record. NCBI's taxonomy places the organism in Eukaryota, Metazoa, Chordata, Aves, Psittaciformes, Psittacidae. Gene Ontology annotation, molecular function: cytoskeletal protein binding; guanyl-nucleotide exchange factor activity. Gene Ontology annotation, cellular component: cytoskeleton.
AUGCUGCACCUCAAAGUCCAGUUUCUGGAUGACUCCCAGAAGAUCUUUGUGGUUGAUCAAAAGUCCUGUGGGAAAGGGCUGUUCAACCUCACCUGCAGCCACCUCAACCUCACGGAGAAGGAGUACUUUGGGCUGGAGUUUCGCAGCCAGGCUGGGAACCAGGUCUGGUUGGAAGCACUAAAGCCCAUAACAAAGCAAGUCAAAAAUCCUAAGGAGGUUCUUUUCAAAUUUAUGGUGAAAUUUUUCCCAGUGGACCCCGGCCAUCUGAGAGAAGAGCUGACCAGGUACCUCUUCACCCUCCAGAUCAAGAAGGACCUGGCACAGGGGCGGCUGCCCUGCAGUGACAAGAGCGCGGCGCUGCUCGUGUCCCACCUGCUGCAGUCAGAGCUGGGUGACUUCCACGAGGAGACAGACCAGGAGCAUCUGGCAUCCCACAGGUACCUGCCCAACCAGGAGUACCUGGACCACAAAAUUAUGCACUACCACCGGAGACACAGAGGGAAGACGCCGGCAGAGUCGGAAGCUCAGCUGCUGGACGUGGCCAGGAAGCUGGGGAUGUAACGGAUGUACGGGAUCCGUCCGCACCCUGCCAGCGAUGGCGAGGGGCUGCACAUCAACCUGGCCGUGACACACAUGGGGGUGCUGGUCCUGCGGGGCAAUACAAAGAUCAACACCUUCAACUGGUCCAAAAUUCGCAAGCUGAGCUUCAAGAGGAAGCACUUUCUCAUCAAGCUCCAUGCAAACAUCUCAGCGCUGUGCAAGGACACGCUGGAGUUCACGAUGGCGAGCCGCGAUGCCUGCAAGGCCUUCUGGAAGACGUGUGUGGAGUACCAUGCCUUCUUCAGGCUGUCUGAGGAGCCCAAAUCAAAGCCCAAAGCCCUUCUGUGCAGCAAGGGCUCCAGCUUCCGCUACAGCGGGAGGACGCAGCGGCAGCUCCUGGAGCAUGGGAGGAAGGCAAAGAUGAAGAGCCUGCCCUUUGAGAGGAAGCACUACACAUCCCGCUACGACGAGAGGCAGUGCCGCUCCUCCCCGGACCUCCUGACCGAUGUCUCCAAGCAGGUAUGUGCCCAUGGCGGCAGUGGGGGGCAGAAUGCCAACGGAGCACACGCCUCUGAGCCCACGCUGGACACCCGGCGCUGCAGCUCCACCGUGGAGGUGACGUUUGCUGCCGAGCUGGAGCGCUCCAAGCCUGAAGCGUCCCCGUCCUUCCUGCCCCACUCCAAGAGCUCGUCUGCCUUCCCUCUGCUCUAUGCUGAGCUGGAGCUGGAGCGGGCAUGGGAGCCCCCCGACCUCUUUGGUGCCAGGAACCCCUUGACAUCCUUUCGGCCCCACCAGCAGUUUGCUGGGAACAGGCAGAGCAGGUCGUUGGCUCACUCCUUCGAUUACGGCCUUCAGGAGCAGCCCCCCAAGCGGUCCUGGAGCCAGUUGGACAUGAAAACCAUCCGCUUCCCCUUCGGCUCCGAGUUCCGGCCGCUGGGGCCAUGCCCGGCACUGAGCAGCAGGAAAGGGGGAGCCUUUUGGCACAUGCCUGCGCCGCAGGGGCCGGUGCUGGGGCCACGGCGCUCCACUGAGCGGUACCUGGGCAGCAGCACUGAGUCCAGCGACUCCGACCCCGACCUCCUGCCCGCCGAGCACUGCUCCCUGUAUGGCCGUGUGCUGCGGGCACCGAUGGCCCGCGUGAGGCUGAGCUCCGGCAGCCUGCAGCUGGAUGAAGAGGAUGAGGAGGUGUCCUUCGCCACCCGUGCUGCGGAGGACAGGACGUGCAGGUCCAGGUAUUUCACUUAG